AUGAACUCUCUGUGGCUCCUUCUGCUCGCUGCCAUCGUCAAUGGAAGGACUGCCGAGCUUCUCGGCGGCAGCAACACGACCUCCGACGGUGUUCUCGUGGGUCUAACCCUGAUACAGUCCGCCGUUGCGAAGGGAGCUGGUAAGUUGGGGACCUCCGCCGCCGGCCGGAGGAGGAGCUCCUUUCCUGUUCACUUGCGCUCUUCUCCUCCUCCCUGUUCUUUCUUCUACGCUCUGCGAUUCUCAUACAUUCGUUCUUCUUCGCCGGCUGAAGUCUGCCUGGACGGAACGCCACCGGGGUAUCAUCUUCAUCGCGGCUAUGGCUCGGGAGCAAACAGCUGGCUGGUACAGUUAGAGGUGAGAGAACCGUUGCCAAUGAACAUCCCAGUUCCUUGGUUUAAUCUACGUUUGUACCCGCGAUUUCUAAGUUUCUGAAUAAGUAUUUGCCAUUUCUUCUUCUUCUGUUGCUGCUGCUUCUUGCUUAAUUGAUCUCCAGGGAGGAGGAUGGUGCAACAAUGGGAGGACCUGCGUCUUCAGGAAGACGACUAGGCGUGGUUCGUCGAGAUAUAUGGAGAAGUGGCUACCCUUCACAGGGAUCUUGAGCAACAAGCCAGAAGAAAACCCGGGUAACAAUAUUUCUCGGAAUUUUUAUCAUCACAACCCGUUGGAUGGAAACUUUUUUUUUUUUUUGGCGAAGUUCGUGCUCGAUGUUUGAUCUAAAAACAGCCACUCCUGGUUACAAUGUCGUGCAGAGAAGAUCGAUUGAAUAGUUUUAACGAAUAUUUGCAGAUUUCUACAACUGGAACAGAGUCAAGAUUCGGUACUGUGAUGGUGCAUCGUUCAGUGGCGAGGGUUAUGAUGAGGUCAGUUCUGUGAGAUUAUUUUCCCUGCCACUUCAUUGAGUUUUUUAAAUAAUAUUCAUCCGUGAAGAUUUUAUAUAUUAAUGACUUUUUUGAUCAGUUGUUAUGGUUCUUAUCUCGGAUUUUGAAUUUUUAUGACCACUAAAGCUUCAUGCUGCGGAGGUUAUUCUGGAUUUAUCCCCUUUUCGGCUAAAUCUUUCUCCGUUAUUUAAUACCUAAUAAGAUAACACAAUCUGCCGUUUUUUCCUCGUAAACCAGGGAUUCUUUGGUGAUUUUUUAAAGGAUCGUUUUCUAUAUUUUCAAUCAGCUGAAUUUAAUUCAUUUAAAUACCUGUUCUUGAGAAUGCCAUGAGAGAGUAUCAUAACUGUCAGCACAUGAUAAAGUAUAAUUAACUCUUGAUAAUACCCCGUUCUUCCAUCGCUCCCAAAAGUCUUUUUUGCUCCAAUUCUCAUAUAUAUAUAUAUAUUCAGCUCCAUGGCCUCUUCUUCCGAGGUCAACGCAUCUGGUCAGCAGCAAUGGAGGAGCUACUGUCAAAGGGGAUGCGGUAUGCUGACAGGGUAUCUCAUCCAAUCUUUUUUCCUCUUCUUUAAUUAUCAACUUUUCUAUAACUGGGCCACAUGAGGUAUUUCUCCCAUCAUAUAACAUGCCGUUUCUAUCAUCAUAGCAGCUGGGUAUGAGAUUUUUUUUUUUAGUUGGCCGUAAUACCUUAGGUUUCUGUCAUCAGGCCAACAAGGUAUUUUCUCGACCGUGAGAUUUUUUAUAAAUAAUCAAUGCUCUAAUUAUCAUGCCGUUUUCGAUAAUAUUUGGUCUUCACUCAUAAUAUUAUUUUCAAUAAUCAGGGCUUCUAUUGUCAUGCCAACGGCGUUUUUCUUUUCUGAUGGAUAUUUUUUUCUUAUUUUCUGUUGUAACAUUUUGUAAAUCAGGGUAUUUCUUCCAUCGAUAACUAUUUUUUUAAACAGAUUUUUUUUUUUUCAUGGCAGCCAUGGUUGGUAUCUCUUCUGUCGUGAAAUAUUUCCUUCUAUGAACAAUCAUGGAUUCUAUCUAUCAUCACGCCGACAGGGUAUUUCUUGGAUCCAUAAAUAUUUCCUCUUUUUUUAGCAAUCAGAGAUUCCAUCAUCAUGCCAACCGGGCAGGGAAUUUCUUCUGUCAUAAAAUAUUUCCUUUUUUUUAAUGAUCAAGGAUUUAUAAAACAUGCCGUCAGGAAAUUUAUUUAAUCAUAAAAUAUUUCCUUUUUUUUUAAUAAUCAAGAUCUUGAUCAUGCUCAUGCUUAUGAUCAUUUGGGCUGAUAAACAUGUCUUUCUAGGCUCUUCUCUCUGGCUGUUCUGCCGGGGGCCUGUCGACAAUCCUACACUGUGACCAGUUCAGGGCUCUGCUCCCGUCAAACGCUAAAACUAAGUGCCUUGCUGAUGCCGGCAUGUUUCUCGACAUGUAUGCACUUUUUUUUUCCCUGAUUUAAUUAAUUCCCUCUUUAAUUUCCCCAGUUAAUCACCUACUCGAUGCCCCUGAAUUUUCCUAUUUUAAUCAUCCAUUAAUUUCCCUAUUUAUUUCCUGAUGCCUGCCUAUGCAGCGUUGAUGUCGGUGGCGACCGUGCUCUGAGAUCCAUGUUCGAGGGUGUGGUCACCAUGCAGGUGGAUAAAUAAAUAAAUAAAUAAUCAAUAAAGUAUUACCGUAUAACUUAUAAUUAAUUAGGAUAUCGUUCAUACUAUUAUCAAUUUUGGAUUAUUAUAAUUUCAUAGUGGCGGUUCUUAAUCGGUCUCUUUGCAUGAAUCUAUGCUCUGGUGGCAACGACAGGGGGUGGCGAAAAACCUGCCUCGGAGCUGCACAUCACGGAUGGAUCCAACCUCGGUGAGCUCUCUCAUUUCCAUUUUUCCUCUGAUUAUUUCUGUGUAUAUGUUACCUUUUUCUUUAUUAUUAUAAUGUAUAUAUAUAUUUUUUAUUUAUUCUUUUUUUCUUUCAGUGCUUCUUCCCCCAGAACUUGAUCAGCCAUGUCCAGACCCCAAUCUUCCUUCUGAAUUCAGCAUACGACCUGUGGCAGGUGACUCCCGUCUCCUCCUCUUACAGCCUGCCUCUCUAGAUUUGGUGAGAUGGGUAUUUAUGCUAAUAAUCUAGAGAGAGAAAAUGAGAAAUAUUGUAAUUUAUUAUUAUUUUUAGUGGGAUGUAUACACUGUGAUCGUUACUAUAUUGUUCUUAUUUUUCCUACUCCCAGAUUAUGGAGAGCGUUGCUCCACCCGCGGCUGAUCCCGCGGGCAGUUGGAUGCCAUGCAGGAGGAGCCAUGCAGCCUGCAGUGCGCAGCAGCUGACAGUCUUGCAAGGUUCUUUACGGAUUCUCUCUCUCUCUAUGUUGCCGCCGGAUCGUCAAGCGAAUGGGUGUAAUUUUUCCUUUCCUGUGCAGGAUUCAGGAGCCAGAUGCUGGAAGCCGUCCAGCCAUUCUCGACGGCCAGCCAAAAUGGGUUCUUCAUCAACUCCUGCUUCGUCCACUGCCAGUCCGAGGAACAGGAAACCUGGUUCUCCGGCGACUCCCCUGUCCUCAAGAAUAAGGUAUGAUCUCUCGUCUCUCCUCUCUCUCUCUCUCUCUCUCUCUCUCUAUCUAUCUAUCUAUCUGUCGUGUGGGCGCAGAGAAUCGCGGAGUCAGUGGGUGACUGGUUCUUCCAGCGGGGCGGCUGCAAGGCGAUCGACUGCCCCUACCCUUGCGACAAGUCCUGCCGCCACCAGAACUGA
Molecule: messenger RNA, 3575 nt
Organism: Spirodela intermedia
Lineage: Eukaryota; Viridiplantae; Streptophyta; Magnoliopsida; Alismatales; Araceae
Source: the annotation of a GenBank genome assembly